AUGGCAGAAAAAGAAAUGGUUGCAGGUCCAGGAGCAGCAGCCAUUUUGAUUCCUGUGACGACAAUGGUGCUGAAGGUGGACCUUCAGUGUCACAAAUGCUAUAAAAAGGUCAAAAAAGUUCUCUGCAAAUUCCCUCAAAUACAAGACCAGACAUACGACGAGAAGCAAAACCAGGUGGUCAUCAAAGUGGUAUGCUGCAGUCCAGAGAAGAUAAGGGACAAGAUAUGCUGCAAAGCGGGGGGAGCCAUCAAGUGCAUUCAGAUCAAACCACAGCCCGGACCACAAGGGCCGCCCGGGCCACAAGGGAAACAAGGGCCGCCCGGGCCAUCCGGGCCACAAGGACCGCCCGGGCCAUCCGGGCCACAAGGGCCACCCGGGCCAUCCGGGCCACAAGGGCCGCCUGGGCCACCUGGGCCACAAGGGCCAUCCGGGCCACCUGGGCCACCCGGGCCACAAUGCAAACCAACAUGUGUGCAUGUACCUGUAUGCCCACGGCCUUAUCCAGUGCACAGGAACGCGUGCUGUGUGGAUUGUUACCAUGGGCAUCCUGGUGGGCCAUGCGAGACUGGCUAUGGCGGAGCAGCCCCAUACAUCCAGUAUGAUGGUUACUGUGGAAGGCCUGUGUGCGGCAGUAUUGUGACUCAGCCCAAUACUAACUAUUGUGUUGCCCGCUCUGACUGUUUCAUUGAAGAAAAUCCCCAAGACUGCACAGUCAUGUGA
Messenger RNA from Prunus armeniaca (apricot), 720 nucleotides. The record is from the annotation of a GenBank genome assembly. Lineage: Eukaryota; Viridiplantae; Streptophyta; Magnoliopsida; Rosales; Rosaceae.